AGCUCAAGUGAUCGUCAAAGUGUCUGCGAACUCAGAGGGGGACAUUGUCCUCACAUGCAUGGUAGAUGGCGCUUUCGAACAAGCAGUGCAAUGGUCCACCAACAGAACUGGUAGUACGGUGAACAUUAUUGGCGGGGAUGACUUCACCAACUCAGAGGUUUUGCCGAACAACACCCUUAUUCUUCGAGCCUCAUAUCACGGGUAUUAUUUCUGCACUCACCCCUUGUCAGGACGUAAUUACACGGCAAAGAUUGUGAAAGCACCACCUCUUCAGAUCACUCGAAUUCCCCUCGGCAACGGCGAUCUCCUUCUGACCUGUCUCGUCAACGAAUCGACAACGAUCCCGGCGAUGUGGUCAUUCAAGCCUCGCGGGAAUACGACCUCCAGUAAUCUCGUUGGUGGAGACGACGACGCCCACGUCCAGGUGCUGACUAACAAUACCGUGAUCGUGCGGGACUUCGGUGCCGAGGACGUCGGGCAGUAUAAGUGUGUGGUGAGACACGAUGGGUUGAUAAGGAAUGUGACAGCCAAUGUGAGUCUCGCUGUAAGACGAGACAUAAUAACCUUCACCACAUAUCAGGAUGACAACUUUCACUUCUUCAUCACGUGCAACGUUGAUGGCGCCCCCGCCACGCCCAGCCGCGAGGUCACGUGGUCCUACACAGAGGACGAUGAGGAUGAGAUACUCGAGAUGAUACCAGCGGGUGAUGAGGGAUCGCAUCUCCAGGUCUUGGAGAACAGCACCCUCCUCAUCAGGAAUUAUAGUCCGGAGGAUGCCGGGAGGUAUUACUGUAACGCUCUGCUGGGGGAUGGCACUAGGAAAUUGAAGCGAAUAGAUGUCGGAGGUGCCCCUCUCUCCACUGUUGUCAAUGUUUGGCUCAUCGCCUUGGUAACAAUGUUCACUAUCAUCCGGAGCGCAUCAUCCCUUUAAGAAAGAAAGUGUUCGUUAAAUCAUCAUUUACGAUGAUUUAAAAGGAUGAGCUAGCGACUGCGUUUACAAUUUUUUUCUCUCACUAUUUGUAUUUUUUGCUAGCUAGAUUACGGGGAUACUAUGCUGAAGCUCUUUGGCUAGUUCCAUGAAGCAUGGCACCCUGUAUGUUGAAAAAGCUGUCACGUUGAGAUUUUAAUUUACCCGGACACUAUGGC
This is a messenger RNA of Strongylocentrotus purpuratus (purple sea urchin), 1146 nucleotides long. RefSeq names its product brother of CDO. The record is from RefSeq and is a predicted model, not a curated record. Gene Ontology annotation, biological process: cell-cell adhesion. Gene Ontology annotation, molecular function: cell adhesion molecule binding. The transcript is spliced from 6 exons. Gene Ontology annotation, cellular component: cell-cell junction. NCBI's taxonomy places the organism in Eukaryota, Metazoa, Echinodermata, Echinoidea, Camarodonta, Strongylocentrotidae. The coding region runs from base 59 to 931 and encodes 290 amino acids.